Messenger RNA from Cotesia congregata, 1467 nucleotides. The record is from the annotation of a GenBank genome assembly. Lineage: Eukaryota; Metazoa; Arthropoda; Insecta; Hymenoptera; Braconidae.
AUGGACGGUGACACAUCAUCAUUGACAAUAGCACGUCUUCCAUUUCAAAUUUUCUCAUCGCAAGAUUCUCCAAAUAGUUUAAAAUCAAACAAUAAAAAGCGUAAAUUAUCAUCACCGUCACCAAGUAGUUGUAAAUCUGACAAAGGACCUAAAAUAGCUCGAAAAGAAAACACACUGGCAAAAUCAAAUAAUUGUGAAGCUGAAAGUAAAACUAGCAGUCACGAUGACACCGCUGAACUGCUUAAUCUUGAUGAUUUAGAAGACACUGACACAGUUAUAAACCCUAAAAAACGCGGUGAAGAUGAUAAAGGUGCGAUGAAGCCCAAUACUUUAUUAAAGUACCUUCAGAAAACAUCAGAAGACUCUUCCAAAGCUGCUGUGGUGCCAGAGAAGCAAGAAAAAAUUAAUUCAGAAGCUGUUAUCGUGCUGAGCAGGUGUGACGAUGUGUUGAAGAGUAAGAGCAGUGAGAACAACUCGGACAAAGAAUUAGAAGCUGAUAAAUUGAGCGAAAAGAUUGAAGAUUCUAGUGUUGAGGCGAUGGACGUUUCAAUUGUUGAUGAUUCUAACAAAGACAAGGAAGAUGAUAAGUCAACAGAUAAUCUUGAUAACAGCGACUCCGAUUCUACGACAUCUUCAUCUGAAGAUGAUGAUGAUAAAAAAUCGGAUGAUGAGAAGAAGUCUAAUGAUGAUACUGAUGAUAAAAAGAAUGAAGAUGAUGAUGAUAAUAAAGGUGAUAAAACGCCAACUAAUAAAUCCGACCAGUUGGCUAAGAAGCGCAGAACUUUGACGCCGAAGCAACUGUUUAGGAAAAUGGAGAGUGAAAAGAAACGUGAGGAGAGGGAAAAGACCAAAGCUGAGAAAAAGAAACUGAGGGCUGAGGCGAAAUUGAAGAGACGAGAGAUGAAAGAAGCUGAAAAAGAGCUUAAGCGGAAGGAAAAAGAACAGAAGGAGUUGAAGAAGCAGAUGGAGAUCGAGCUCAAACAGAAGGAGAAGGAACGCAGGGACAAGGCCAAGGAAGAGGAUAGACGCAAACGGGAAGAAGCUAAAGAAGAAGAAAAGCGGAAGAAAGAGGAAGAAAAACUGGCUGAUGAACGCAAGAAGCAAAAAGCUGCUUCGACAUUUGUUAGUUUUUUCGUUCCGAAAAAACAGGAGGCGAAGGCUGUGGAAGAAACAGAUAUUGGGGCUUGUAAUUUCAAACCUUUUGAAAUAAAAGCUUACAUGAAAGUUGCUCCUAUUUGUCGAAGGACUCUCAGUGAUAAGGAGAAAGAAUUUUUUGAUAAGCUGGGAGAUUAUAAGAUUGUUGAGGGUGAUGAUGAUAAUGCUGAUGUGGUUGAUCUUGGUGUUCCUCUGGAAAAGCACCGAGCCAAGUUACUUUUCUUUAGCGAAAAUCGUCGCCCACCUUACUACGGUACCUGGAGGAAGAAAAGCAAGUCGGUGAACCCUCGCAGACCAUUUGGAAAAGACGAG